Molecule: messenger RNA, 3888 nt
Organism: Hydra vulgaris (swiftwater hydra)
Lineage: Eukaryota; Metazoa; Cnidaria; Hydrozoa; Anthoathecata; Hydridae
Source: RefSeq, a predicted model, not a curated record
AUCUCAACGAGUUUAAAGUUUUAGACUACACCAAGCCCUGCAUUUGCGAUUCAUUUAAGGAAGUUACUCGAUUUCUUCAUAGUUAUGAAAUCAUUAAUUCUGUUAGGUUUGCUGCCCUUUCCACUCCAAAGAGCUUUUGAAGUUCAGCUGUACCUUAUCAAAAAGAGAUGCAAAUUAAAAUUGGAGGAGACUAUGGAGGAAGUAGUUUUAAAAUGAUCAAACAGUAAAUUCUCAUAAUAUCAAUAAAGAAAACAAGCAAAAUUCUUUCAAAAGCAAGAUGAAGAACUAUAAAGAAUGAAAUAAAAAGUGAAAAAACACAAAAGAUUGCCCAAAAGUUAUAGUUUAUUAGCUAAGUUAUUCCUUAACGUGCAUGGAUAACAAGUCUAACCUGCUUUUUGAGAAUGAAUCAUUUGUUGAUCUUGAUCCAAAUGGAGAAAUUUUCAAAAAGAAAGUUUCAGCAAAAAAAUUCUUUGGUUGCAGUUAUGAGUUUCAUAUUUUAAAUAUAGAAUUUCCUGACUUGUUCUGCACAAAACAGGUUUAUUUAAAUAAUCAUUCUAUGCAAAAAAUAGACGAUGGUAUGGUUAGUUUUUAUCUUGAAUUUGGAUCUGCUAAGGCAAGAGAUUCUGUGAACCGUAUUACUAUUAAAGUACAGCAUGCUUAUAAACAGCAUAAAGAUGUAAUCAUCAAACAUCAUCAAGUUUUCAUGCAAAAAACAAAGGUUCUUGUAAAAUUAAAUUUGAACUCUGCAAAUGAGGUAGAUAACUUUAAUGUUUAUGAACUGGAUAAAGGUUUGGAUGAUGAUCAUAUAAAUUCAUUUUAUCUUGAAGUUGGAGUAAAGUUUUCUAAUAACAAAACUUACACAAAAAAUUCUCAUAACUUUCAUUUGGUUGGAAAAAAAAAUCCUACAAAUGUUAUAGAAAGUUAUCUGAAACAAUCUCAUUUAAACACAACUGGUUCAUCUUCUACAGGUGUUGUGAAAAAUGAUUUGAAACAUUUAAAAACUAUUGAUUUAUCUCCUGCAGAUGUUGUAAAAAGUGAUCUGAAACAAUCUCAUUUAAACACAAAUGAUUCAUCUCCUAUAGGUGUUGUGAAAAAUGAUUUGAAACAUUUAAAAACAACUGAUUUAUCUCCUGCAGAUGUUGUAAAAAGUGAUCUGAAACAAUCUCAUUUAAACACAAAUGAUUCAUCUCCUACAGCAUACAGCAAAAAAAGUGCAGUUUUAGCAAACAAGUUCUUUGAUUGCAGUUAUAAGUUUUCUAUAGUGAACAUUUACUUUCCUGAUGUGUUCUACAAGAAAGAGGUUUGUUUAAAUAAUCAUUCUAUGCAAAGAAUAAACAAUGAUUUUGUAUGUUUCCUUCUUGAAUUUGGAUCUGCUUUGGUGAGGGAUUCUGUAAGCAGUAUUACUAUUAAAGUACAAAAUGUUUUUAAAGAGCAUAAAAAUGUAAUCAUCAAACAUCAUCAAAAUAUUGUGCAAGAAGCUAGGGUUCUUGUAAAAUUAGAUAUGGACUCUGUAUAUGAAGUUGAUAACUUUAAAGUUUAUGAACUGGAUAAAAAUUUGCAUGAUGAUCAACAAAAUUUAUUUUAUCUUGAAGUUGACGUAAAGUUUUCUAAUGAAAAAAUUUGCACAAAUUGUUCACAUAUUUUUCGUUUGGUUGGGAAAAGACCUCUGAGUACUGCAGAAAGUGAUCAGAAACAAUGUCUAGUAAUUAAAACUGAUUCAUCUCCUUCAGCACACAACCAGGAAAAUGCAGUUAUUGUGAGCAAUUGUUUCAAUUCCAGUUAUAAGUUUCGUAUAUUGAAUACAAACUUUCCUGACGUUUCCUACAAGAAACAAGACUUAGACUCUGAAUGUGAAGAUAACUUUAAAGUUUAUGAACUGGAUAAAGAUUUACACGAUGAUCACUUUCCUUUGGUUGGAAAAAGAGAAACUCUAGGUACUGCAAAUAUUAACCUAAAACAAAAUCUUUUAAACACAACUGAUUCAUCUCCUUCAGGUGCUGUAAAGAGUGAUUUGAAUCAAUCUUGUUUAAACACAGCUGAUUCAUCUCCAUCAGGUGCUGUAAAUAUUGAUCUGAAACAAUCUCUUUUAAACAAAACUUAUUCAUCUGCUUCAGGUGUUGUAAAUAUUAUUCUAAAACAAUCUCUUUUAAACACUACUGAUUCAUUUCCUUCAGGUGCUGUAAAGAGUGAUCUGAAUCAAUCUUGUUUAAAUACAACUGAUUCAUCUCCUUCAGGUGCUGUAAAUAUUGAUCUGAAACAAUCUCUUUUAAACACUACUGAUUCAUCAAUUCCAGGUAGUGUAAAUAUUGAUCUAAAUCAAUCUCUUUCAAACAAAACUGGUUUAUCUCCUUCAGGUAGUGUAAUUGUUGAUCUAAAUCAAUCUCUUUCAAACACAACUGGUUUAUCUCCUUCAGGUGUUGUAAAUAUUAAUCUAAAACAAACUCUUUUAAACUCUACUGAUUCAUCUUUCACAGGUAGUGUAAAUAUUGAUCUAAAUCAAUCUCUUUCAAACAAAACUGGUUUAUCUCCUUCAGCUAUUGAUCUGAAACAAUCUCUUUUAAACACCACUGAUUCAUCUCUGUCAGGUGCUGUAGAUAAUGAUCUAAAACAAUCUCUUUUAAACACAACUGAUUUAUCUCCUUCAGAAAAUGAUCUGAAACAAUCUCAUUUAAACACAACUGAUUCCUCUACUUCAGGUGUUGUACAAAGUGAUCUAAAACAACCUCAUUUAAGCCCAACUGGUUCCUCUCCUUUAGUAGCUUAUACUUGUUCCGACAAUGAUAAAGUACUAAAAUGCAGUAAGUUAGUUAUGGAUCAUGUUCAAACUAAAACAUUACAACUUGGAAAUUUGUUUCCUGGCCAAACCAUUCAGACAACUAAUGGUGAUGUUAUAUAUCAUUGGCCACUGAAGAAUGAAGAUGAACAAUUUGAAGAAGGAGAAAUUGUGGGGUUCAAUGCUGAUUUGAAUGGAAAGUAUUAUUUAAGGAAGUUGACUUUAAAAAACUGUUCCAAGGCACUUCUUAAGGGUGUGAUUUGUCGAUCAUAUAACUUGCAGUCUCAAGUUCUAACAGAUGGAAGACAAAGGGAAACUAUAUGUAUGAUGGGUAUUGUGCCAGUCAAAGUAAAAGGUUCUGUUUGCAUUAACGAAGCGCUAUAUACUUCUCCAGCUUUUCCUGGAUUUGCUGUAAGUAGUUACCAUCUUGAUAUCAGUUUGCUUCAAAGUAGUGCUCAUAUUGGAUAUGCAUUUUCGUCACAAAAUGGUGCAGAUGAAAAAGUAGAAGGUAUGGUUAAAGCUGGGGUGUCAGUCUUAGAAUCAGCAACUCGAUGUUUAAUGGAUGUACAACUUCGUACUUUGAAAUCUCAAAUUGAUGACGUAUCUUUAAAACAAAAGCGAAAAGAAAGAUGUAUAUAUCAGAAGAAAAAAAGAUAUACCAGCAUUUAUUUUCUUGCUUGGAUUGUUUUGGCUAUUUUAAGCGGUGUUUUCCUUUACCAUAUCUUUGUAUCUGGAGCAAGUUUUAAAUACUUUCUUUGUAAACAAGGAAGAUUAAUUUGGUCUGCAUUUUAUCAGUUUAUUCCAAUUCAUGAUACUGGAGUUCAUCCUCACAUUAGAGGUACUGAAUUUGAACCAGUCUUUAUGCAGAAGGCAGCUCAUGCUGGGUAUAAACAGUUAAACAUGACAGGUUAUACUUAUCACUGGGGAGAUUUUCAAGAAUCUCAACAACUGAUCUGAAAUUCACUGGCAUUUUUAAAUAAAAUGGAGUCUGGUAUUUCAUGGUUAUAGACCGUUGUGCGCACAGAUCUAAUAUAAACUCGGAAAAUGUUCCUGUGACAAAUCCUGUUAAUAACGGCCCUGAGGUGUUUGCUUUAGACAAAGAAUGCUAUCACGCG